AUGAGCAUCGCCUCCGCUCCCUUCAACAAACCCUCUGCAGACCUUAUCUUGCAGACCUCAGACAACUUCCAGUUCAACGUAUGGAAGGUAAUCCUUAUGGAGGCCUCUAUCGUCUUUGCCGAUAUGUUCACGCUGGACGAGAUACCACACGGCUCCGCCUCUGACGGCGCGGCAUCACAUCAAGCCCCCGCCGUGAAGCUCACCGAAACCAGCGCAGCCCUGGACGGCUUCCUCCGUAUGUGCUACCCUCCCCCGCACCCCACGUUCACUUCUAUCGACGCCCUCCGCUCCGUCAUGGCCGUCGCACACAAGUACCAAGCCGACGGCGUCUUCCAGGUGCUCAAAGAAGCCCUCGUCCGCAAUUUCGCCGCCACCCAGCCCGUGCUCGUCUACGCCAUCGCCGUGUACUUCGACCUCGCCAACGUCGCCAGGACGGCCGCGCGCCACUUCCUCGCGGUCCCUUCCCCCGCGCCGCCGCCGCCCAGCGAGCUCUCGGAGGACAUCAACGUCGCCGGGGCGUACCAGCGCCUGCUCGCCUACCGCCGCCAGUGCAGCGACGCGAUCUCGGACAUGGUCCAGAGCAGACUCGCGUGGCUCCCGCAAGGCGCCUGGCAGUUCCUCACCUGCACGCACUGUCCGCCGUCGGCCGUCACCAGCUUUUACCCCGGCAGCAGCGGCAGCGGGCAGCCGUUGCCGGCACAUGCACAGGUGCCGAGGAUGUGGUUCUGGAACCACCACGAGCGCAUGGGAGAGCUGUUGCGGGAGCGGCCGUGCGCCGCGGCGCUCAAGCGCCCUAGCCUGCUCGAGCAAGGGAUCGUGGAGGUGGCUCCGACGUGCGGGAACUGCAGGUUCAGCGCGCCUCGGCUGCUUCGGCUCUUCAACAAGGAGUUGGGGAAAGAGGUGAGGCGCCGGAUCGCACAAGUGAGCUCGCCCUGGUUCUCUGGACCGCGCUGA
This is a messenger RNA of Epithele typhae, 954 nucleotides long. RefSeq lists its product as uncharacterized. The record is from RefSeq and is a predicted model, not a curated record. Gene Ontology annotation, molecular function: protein binding. Bases 1 to 954 code for a protein of 317 amino acids. The transcript has a single exon. NCBI's taxonomy places the organism in Eukaryota, Fungi, Basidiomycota, Agaricomycetes, Polyporales, Epitheliaceae.